Microthlaspi erraticum is the source of this 375-nucleotide messenger RNA. Lineage: Eukaryota; Viridiplantae; Streptophyta; Magnoliopsida; Brassicales; Brassicaceae. The record is from the annotation of a GenBank genome assembly.
AUGCGUGCUGCGUCUCCAAAGGUUUCCUUGCUUGAUAUUCCCGACAUUAUGCGUGCUCAGAGUCUCAAGCCCCGGCUUCCACGUCCCAUCAGGGAUCCGCUUCCACAUCCCAAGUUCUUGUUUGAAGUUCCUGAGUGGAUCACUCGCGAGGAGCUUGAAGAUAUCAAGCUCGCAGCAAAGGCUGUGACGCAGAAUGGGAAGAAAUACGACCGUUUUGCCAACCUUACAAAGGGUGAUGAAUAUGAAGGAGCUUUCCAACGUCGUUUCGAGGCAAAGCAGAAGGAGUUGGAGAAGAAGGGAGUGGAGUUGACUAUUGUUGAUGUGGAUGAAUAUAUGUGCUUGCGUUUUCUUAAACCCCCUCAUCCAAUCUCUUAA